This is a messenger RNA of Symbiodinium sp. CCMP2456, 618 nucleotides long. NCBI's taxonomy places the organism in Eukaryota, Dinophyceae, Suessiales, Symbiodiniaceae. The record is from the annotation of a GenBank genome assembly.
AUGGGGCUAAGCGUCCUUAUCUCGGCAUGCUCUGCCUGGGCUCUGGCAGCCGAGCCAGCAGAGUCGCCCAUCGAAUGGGUUGUGGGUGCCAGGGAUGCGGACUGCGAGACCGUCUGCUCCGGCUUGGACUCCGAGUGCGAUGAGGGUUCCUGGCCAAGCAGCCCCCAAGAUUGGGAAGCCGUAGCAAGCUCCACAUCAGGACUUCUUUGCCUGGCAUCAGCUCCGGGCGGCUGGCUGCACAACCCGUCCAUCUGCACAGAAGGAGGUCCAGCACCUGGCGUGUGCUUCUGGGACGGUGGGGGCGGCCCGCGCUGUCGUGGUGGGAUGGGGCAGUUCCCCUCCACGGUGGCCCGGCGAAUCUGUCCCUGCCGACGCAAGGAGGUCAAGGACGACAGUGCCGCUGCAGUCAUGUCCUUGCUGAAUGCUGCUGUCUUGACAUCCGCAUCCAAAGUGGGCGUCAAGGAGCCGCUCAAGAUGCCGGCAGAGGUGCAGAGCCUUUGCCCGAGCUGGAAUGGGGGCUGCAAGGCUAUGCCCCGGUGGAUCGAUUUUCUUUGGGCAUCCCGACACCGAGCCCGACAGCGAGGGACGGUUGUUGCCAAAGUGCAACUCAGACGAUGA